This is a messenger RNA of Fusarium verticillioides 7600, 2161 nucleotides long. RefSeq lists its product as hypothetical. NCBI's taxonomy places the organism in Eukaryota, Fungi, Ascomycota, Sordariomycetes, Hypocreales, Nectriaceae. Gene Ontology annotation, molecular function: zinc ion binding. The record is from RefSeq and is a predicted model, not a curated record. The transcript has a single exon. Bases 758 to 1759 code for a protein of 333 amino acids.
CGGGAUCGUUACGAAAGAAGUGAGUGUUGAAUUAUGGGCGGUUAUGGAUUCGUGGGGUUGACGAGGAGAUAUCAAGCAAGGCUGCAACUGGAGCUCUGGUGUUUGGCCAAAGCAGCUGUAGCCUCUAGGCAGGCCCAGCUGCGCGUCGAGCUCAACCGCUGGGAGCUCUGAAUGCGGGGCAACAGAUUAUCCGAUCGCCGGUCAACGGAGUCAAGUUGCCAGAUCUUAAACCUCAUAUCGUGCCAUUCGUGGAUGCUGCUUAUUAGACUUUCAGUUGGGGAAAUAUUUAUAUACAAGCAAUUUUCUAACUUCUACUCAAACUCUCAAGAUUCCUCCCUCAGUUCCCUUCAUCCAUCCUGCAACCAAGAUUAGAUCCUCGUCUCGAUAUUCUCGGGAUCAUCCUUUUCCCGGACCGCGCCAAGUUCCAGAGACUCCACACACAAAGCAGCUUUCUUCGUGCGAGCUUGGUAUCGGCUAUUUCGGCUUCCUUCCUCCAUCUUCUCUCGCAAGAAAAAGAGGCUGAGCUGGCCUCUCCAUAUCAGGGGUGACUUACCCCCUCGUUACAAUCUUGGCGGGCGGCCAGGUGUUUCCCCCGCUCUCCUACUGCUCUCCUUGACAUUUGAGCUUUGCAAAAACAUGUAGGUUGCGCCUGAAACGCCUCCACGGCCCUCGACUUUAGCACAUUUCUACUGUGAUUCUAUCACCUACUGCUGUUGCCCUUACCUCUCUUUACUUCCACAGGUUCACGUAAUUCAUCAUGGAGACUCGUCCUACUUGGGAUUGGUCCUCGGUUGGGGGUAACUCUGCUCGACAGCCUGAACCAGAGCCACGUGCAGCGACACCGGAGCCUACAACGCGAUGGGCAUCUGCUCCAAAGCCCGAUACUACGUCUAACCAGGAGUCUCGAAGCGCGCCGAGACAGAGGCGCUACGGCCCGCGCACAUGUCGCAUAUGUCUCGACACUGAAGAGCCCAGGUUUCCUGAACAGUCAACAACGUUUGGUAUUCCUACAGGUUCAUCUCGACCUACAUACGUCUCCGACGAUCCCGAACUGGGAAGGUUGCUAUCACCAUGCAAGUGUAAAGGUUCGCAGAAAUAUGUUCAUGAAGGAUGCCUCAGCGCCUGGAGACUCGCAAACCCCAUGGAAGCAAGGAACUACUGGCAGUGCCCGACUUGCAAGUUUACGUAUCGCAUUUCUCGACUCCACUGGGGCUCCGUUUUGAGCAGCAAGUGGGCGCAGGUUGCUUUGACCGUCUGGUUCUGUAUACUGAGCAUUUUUGUCCUCGGAUUUAUUGCAGAUCCCCUCUUUGAUCUUUGGUCCGACCCAAUUGGAACAAUCGGCGAGACUGUCACAAGCGUGGUCACAGAUAUCGAAGCCUUGAGACAACCUCCACCACAAUUACCAACCUCUUGGUUUGAGCACUUCGUCAAGGGCUUCUUCUCCCUGGGAAUUGUCGGUCUAUUUAAGACGAUGCUUACUGUGUCUCCAUUCAGUUGGUGGCAGAUCCGAAGCAGCGGCGUGGCAGGUGGUAGUGGCAGGAGAGGAGGCACUGGCCGAAACCGUGUCGAGAACAUCAACCUCAUUUUUGUACUCAUUGGCGCAUUCACGUUCCUUGUGGGCAUCUGGAAAUUUGUUCAGAAGCUGAGUGCUCGCGUGCUCAAGAAUGUGAGCGACAGGGUUGUUGACGUCGGUGAAGACGACGACGAAGAUGAAGAUAUCGGCGAUGGACCGAAUCAAGGAAGUAAGAAAGAUCAAUGAAGCUAAGAAGCUUUUGUUCUCAAGCAGUUUUUUGUUCCCACAGCCCCAAUGCUUUACACCGUGUUUGUAUCUGCACACUCUUAAGUUGCCUAGAUCUUGCUCUUCCCUGUCAAGUCAACUAGUCUGUGUGCAAAGAUUUACGCUCUGCUGCGCCUUGGGCGAGAACCGUUUUGGCUCUUUGCUCGCUGGUCAGUAUGAGAUUAUCAACCUUCAUUCACGCAUCGUGAUGCUUUCGGGCGUUCAUAACGGUGUGAGGCAUCUGCUGGGUACACUACCCUCGUACAGAAGCAGUGAGCAGAUUGUCGGAUGUUGGUUGAUACAUGCCUGUAUUAUUAUAUAUCACGAAGAAACAAGACCUCUACUGUGGUCGAUAUAAUCAAUUAUUGUCUCGUUCAUCACCAU